Trichoplusia ni (cabbage looper) is the source of this 1362-nucleotide messenger RNA. RefSeq lists its product as uncharacterized. The transcript is spliced from 2 exons. The record is from RefSeq and is a predicted model, not a curated record. Bases 322 to 819 code for a protein of 165 amino acids. Lineage: Eukaryota; Metazoa; Arthropoda; Insecta; Lepidoptera; Noctuidae.
CAACUGAUAACCAUAGUAAAAUGUUUCAAAAUACAUACAUAAUAUAGAUAAAUGACACCCAGGCACAUAACAAAAAUUAUGCUCAUCUCACCCACAUUUGUCCUGAGUGGGAAUCGAACUCGCGACCAUAGCAAUCAGAGCCACUAACCACUAGACCAAAAAGUGCACUUUUACUUUAUGAUUUCAACAAUAGAUGGCGCUUUAUUUUCGCGUUCCAGUUAUUAAUAAUCCAAUUUGUCGCCAUGACUUUUGUAAUAGAAUUUUUUAAUGUUUGAAUCCUUUUUAUCUUAGGUAACAUCAGGCUGUUGUUUCCUAGUUAGAAUGAAGGCUUUAUUUUUAAUUCUUUUUAUAAUUUAUGUAUUAGAACUACCCACAAUAAAAGCGAAGAUCUUACCGCGAGCGUCAAGACAUACGAAACGAAUCCAAAACUUCAACCAAGGGGCUCUUGAGACUCGCGGGCGAAACCUAUUCGAAAAUAUCAACAUCAGGAAAGCUAACACGAGAUCCAACGUACCGGUCUACAUAAUCACCAAAUCCAAAGCAAUCCCCAUUUCAAGAACUGGAGUAGAAACACCAGAAGACGAUGAUAUUUUUGACGAGAAUGGGAUGCUCUAUAUAACACAACCAAAGGCACCGAAAGCGGAUAAGAAGAUUUUAGAAUACCUCGAUUUUGAUGGCAGAAGAUCGUACGAUUUGAGCAAGAAGAAUAAACGGAAACUCAUGGCCAUGAUGAAUAAGGAAUUGAAUAAACAGUUGCUGCAGAAGGCGAAUACUAAGAGACGUAAUUUCGAAGUCGAUUUCACUGAGUUGGUUUCUUGAAUAAAGACGUUUUGUUGAGUGUUGUUUUAUUUUGAUAUGAUUUUUAGAUAGCACUGAUUUAUGAGUGAUAAAGGUGCAACGUGCCACAGGUUCUAUCCGCCACAGAACUAGCAUUUGAGUGAUCCAUAUAUAUCUAUUCUGGGUCUUUAAAACCAAUCGCGACAAUAACUAAGUUCCUUUCAGUGAUAGAUGUUAAAAAAACAAUUUUCCGUGCCACUCUUUCAGUAAAGCGUUGUAUCGUUAUAAAGGUCACUGCUCAUUAGAGCCACCCGGCACCCACCCCGCUCCUUCAACUAUCUAAUUAUGGAAUUACGUCCAAAUAUGUCCAGUUGAUGGAGUAGGUAAGCUAUGCCAAAUUAUUAUCAAUGACUAGAUUAUUCAGUCUCAUCAUUUAGUUAGAUGGAUAUUUAGAAAAUAUUAUUCACGUAUAGUUUUCAUCUAAAUAAUAAAAGAAUUAAAAGAUAAACUACUUUAAAGUAUAUUAGGUGUUUAGGUGUGCUUGUGACAUGUGCUAGUCAAAAAGAUACUGCAUCACAGCAAAAA